GAUAACAAUAAACAAAUUUUGUGUUGGAAAGAUUUUUCAUGUUUUCUGAAAAAAGAUGAAAAUUAUCGACAUUUCAUUCGUUUUAAUCAAUUUCCAGCAUAAUUUUUAGCAUGGUAAAUUAAUUCCUCAGAAGAUCUUCACCAUGGCAGCUUCUACCUGCUUACCUUUAUUGAUUGUUUUUGAUUUAGAUUACACGUUAUGGCCUUUUUGGGUUGAUACUCAUGUUCAGCCACCGUUCAGGAAACAAGGCGAUAAAAUCGUAGAUGCUCAUGGUGACGUUAUAAAACAUUACAAAGACUCUCCAGCUAUCUUGAAGAGACUCCACGAUCAAGGUAUUAAAAUUGGCGUUGCUUCUAGAACUUCAGCAAUCACUCCUGCCAAACAAUUGGUCGAUUUAUUUGGCUGGAAAAAGUACAUAUCAUAUACUCAGAUCUAUCCUGGAUCGAAAAUACCACAUUUCAAGGCAAUACAAAAAGAAUCAGGAAUCGACUACUCUCAAAUGAUCUUUUUCGAUGAUGAACAUAGAAACAUCAGAGACAUUUCAACCUUGGGAGUUUUCUGCGUCGAUGUCCCCAAUGGUAUGAGCAUGAAACUUUUAGAAGACUCUUUGAAACAAUUUGAACAACGCUGCAAAGAAUUAUAAAACCAAUUUUCCCUCCAUCGUGGAAUGAGUUUAUUAUACACACUUGAAACAUGUGUAAUUGACUGCAUUUGUACAAAUAUUCUAAAAAAUACUUCAUUACGUUUUAUUGAUUUUUUUUUUAUAAUUUACAUAGCAUCAAAUUUAUCUUCGGCUUAUCAAUUACAUUAUAAAAAUACAUUAUUAUUUAUAUGUGCAUAUAAAACGUCUCUUUCAACUUGCUAACUACAUGUAUAAAAGAACGUAGAAAACUUAUAAAACGAAAAAUUUAUUCAACAAUGGAAACACAGUGAAAGUUUUGAAGUAUUUUUAGAUUUUUUUCAGAUAUGAUAGAGAACAAUAUAAAGUCCGACUCUUAUCGAGUUUCUUUCAAAGAAAUAUUUUUAAUGAAAAUUUAUCGAGACGAAUAAGACCGAUGUUACCUACUUUUUAAUUUAAUAUGAGUAAUAUAUUUAAGGAUAUCGUUUGUUUGUGUUGUAAAUUUUGCAUGGACAUUGGACGGAAGGAGGUAUUUAUUUUACCAAAAUAAAUAUCUUCGAUACA
Planococcus citri (citrus mealybug) is the source of this 1183-nucleotide messenger RNA. RefSeq names its product magnesium-dependent phosphatase 1-like. The coding region runs from base 143 to 643 and encodes 166 amino acids. Lineage: Eukaryota; Metazoa; Arthropoda; Insecta; Hemiptera; Pseudococcidae. The record is from RefSeq and is a predicted model, not a curated record. Gene Ontology annotation, molecular function: acid phosphatase activity. The transcript is spliced from 4 exons.